UUGAAAAAGUAUGAUGAGGAGACAGAGGCACUGGAAAUAUUGCAGAAUAUACUGUUAGAGUUGAAGAAGUGUAAAGAUGAGGAGAAGAGGAAAGAACUGGAGAAGGAGACAAGAGAGUGUGAUGAGGUUUCAAAGAAACUAAGGAGGCAGAACAGAGUUAAGGAGAUCACUGAUGAUAUUUCCAGAAAAGAGGGGUGGAAGAGUCACUUCCAGUCAGAGUUAGAGAGGUGUGAGGAUGAGGGGAUGAGGAGAGGUCUGGAGAGGAGUGAUAAGGAGCUGGAGGAGAAGAUUGAGAGAUUGAAACAGGAACUGGAGACCACUGCCAGUGAUGAUGACAGUGACAGAGAUGGAGAAGAAGAUGAAGAGUCGAGAACAUUCCUGAGAGAAGCAAUGAAGCAGGGCUAUGUGAACGUGACACUACUGGAAGUGAUUGUGGAGGGACCUGCAGGUGUCGGCAAAACCUGCGUCAUGUACCUCCUCCUCAGUAAGUCUCCUCCAAAAGAAAGACACAGCACCGGCUGUGCCGAGCGAGCAAUUCGAGUGAUACGAGUCGGCAAGGAAGGAGGAGAGUGGAAUGAGAUCUCCACAAAAGAGUUUCAAGAGAUGGUCGCAGAAGCAGUUCCCAUUCUGUAUGAAGACCUCAGAGCCAAGGGAAAGGAAAUGAGGUGAAGGUUGAGGACGGGAAGGGUAACGGCGAGAAGAAGAAUGAGGAGAAGAAACCAAGUGUUGGGGGUGUAGCUUCAACGGGUGAAAAGGAGGGCAAGGCAGUCAUUGAUGGAGUGAUCAGGAAGCUGACUCGGCUGGUGGGUAGUGGGAAAUCAUCACGUCGUCUCCUGGACAUGGAGUUGAUCUACCUGACUGACACUGGUGGCCAGCAACCUUUCUGGGACCUCAUCCCGAUUUUCACACGUGACACCACAGCCACCCUCUUUGUCCACAGGCUCUGCGAGAAGCUUGACGAACACCCUCUGAAUGACCUCUACCAGAGAGGGAAGCAGGUUGGUCCCAGCCAGAGAGCCACACUCACCACUGCACAGGCCUUCAAAACAAUGCUUCGAGGCCAGCAUGAAGGAGGAAAACGCUCCAAGAUCAUUGCUGUUGGGACACACAGAGAUUUAAAAGAAGAAUGCACAGAAACAGUAGAAGAAAAGAACAAGAUUUUUGCUGCAAUUGCUUCUCCUCACUUCAAAAAAGAUGUCGUUUAUCGCAAUGAAGGAUUAAAGGAGAUGGUUUUCCCAGUCAACACAAAAGCACCAAACAAAGACGACAAGAAAGAGGCCAGCAAGAUCAGAGCCAGCAUCGAGAAAGGUGCCGCAAAGCACAAGAUUCCAAUCUGGUGGUUCAUCCUCCAGCUGAUCCUGGAAGCGCUAACACACAAGCUUGGCAGAGAUGUCCUGUGCAAAGAAGAGUGCCUCCAUGUCUCCAAGUCACUGGGGUUCUCUGAGGGACAGCUCGAUGCUGCUCUCACCUUCUUUGACAAGCUCAACAUUUUCCUGUUCAAAAAGAACAUUCUACCCGGAGUCGUCUUCACCAAUCCUCAAGUUCCUCUAGACAAGCUGUCAAAGCUUGUGGAGAAGCAGUACCACCUGAAAGCUGCAGAAGCUGAUCCGACAAAAGCUGCCGAUCUUGCAUUGACAGGUGACUGGCAGUGUUUCAGAGAUAAAGGUGUCCUCACUCUCAAGUUUCUCGAAGAAUUCAAGUCUCACUAUGUCAAAGGAAUCUUUACUCCAAGAGACUUUCUACUGUUGCUUGAGAAGCUACUCGUCAUUUGUCCCUUGUCAGCUACCGAGUACUUCUUCCCCGCAGUCCUGAGCAUGACCCCAGAAUCUCGAGUCAAUCAAUUCUUGGCCAGCUGCACAGCCACAGAGAUAGCAGCUCUGGUGGUGGAGUUCCCCACUGGCUGGGCUCCUCCCGGGGCCUACUGCUGCAGUGUGUGCCACCUCCAGUCCCAUGCCCACUGGGAGGUUGUCCACAAGCCAUCCACCACUCCUCACAACAAAGACACACCCGACAGUCAACUCUGCCAGAUCUCUCGCAACUCCAUCACAUUCUCAAAGCGCGACAGACCGGGCACCGUGAUGUACAUCGACAACUUUUCCUUCUUCGUUGCCUGUGUGAAUGUGGACACCGGGAAGAUGGAUCGCGAGGAGUUGGUGGAGCACUGCCAUGCUGUGAGGUCGGAGCUGUUUGCUGCAGUCGAGGCAGGUCUGAAGAACACUCACCACAAAAACUCUCGCCCAGUGCCCGCCUUCCUGUGCCCUGUCCAGAAUGGACCUUGUAGCACUGAACUACACACUGCAUGUAUAUCCGAGAAUGGCAAGAAAUGGAUAUGUUCCAAGAAUUCAAAUACCUUUGACAGACUGAAUCCUGGACAGACAGUGUGGCUUAGUGGCAUAGAUCAAACAGCAUACAAGCAUAUGUCAUCACCAAAAAUGAGUGAUUUGGCGAAUCGUGUGGCAGCCAUCAUUCCAGGAAAAUGGAUGAAAGUUGCUAUUCAGCUGGAGAUUAGAAUGGGAGCAAUUGAUGCAGUUCGUAGAGACAAACGCGAGUGUUUUGAACAGUUCAUGGCUAUUCUUGACAUAUGGGAGCGAUCUUCAAGUCCUCCAUUCACAUGGAACACCUUAGUCAGUGUCUUGAAAUCUCAAUCAGUCAAUGAAAAUGCACUAGCAAAGGAACUUCAGCGUGAGUUUGCUGUGGGGAUGUGACAUAAUGUGCCAACAUCCAGUGUAAAAAAUCAGUGCGUGUUUAACUAAUUCUAAGUAUAUUUUGUAUUUAUCUUGAGUAACUGAUUGUACCUUACAGACUUACAGAUAUCAAGUGAUAUAAAACAUCGUAGAAACUUAACGAUACCAUUUGGCUAAUUCAGUAGGACAGGGGCAUAUGCCUGCACACAGUGCAACCAUUUGCCACAAUCAAGUUGAGCAACUUUGACUCACAGUUGGAACAAAAGUAAUGUAAGCGUUCAGUACACAUUUUGACCAUGUUUGCAGGGCAACUAAGGCGAUAUAAUCUUACGGCUGUGCAUGGGUCUACAGACACAUCGAUGCACCAGGCACAUAGCUUUGCUUUUUCUGUUCCCUACACCUAAUUAAUUCCUAGGCAAGGCUGAGUAUCUCAGGCCAAUAGCAACAUGCCUCACGUUCAACAGCGGGAAUAGCUAUUAUGCUGGUACUUCAAAUGAUGUGAUAUCUUUUCUGGUUCUGUGUCCCACACGGGGUAUUGUGGGGUUUGAUUUUACUUUGCAUCAUCUUACUGAUGAGUCACUUAGGAAAUGUAAAGUUACGGCCAAUUGGGCCUUAGCUAUAUGCAUCCGGGCGCUACAUACCUAUACCAUGCAAACUAUGAACGCAUGCAUGACGUGAAUUUAAUCACUUAAUUAAUAAAGGACAUGCA
This is a messenger RNA of Geodia barretti, 3393 nucleotides long. NCBI's taxonomy places the organism in Eukaryota, Metazoa, Porifera, Demospongiae, Tetractinellida, Geodiidae. The record is from the annotation of a GenBank genome assembly.